Messenger RNA from Clarias gariepinus (North African catfish), 3283 nucleotides. RefSeq names its product FtsJ RNA 2'-O-methyltransferase 3 (gene ftsj3). The coding region runs from base 73 to 2637 and encodes 854 amino acids. Gene Ontology annotation, molecular function: rRNA (uridine-2'-O-ribose)-methyltransferase activity; rRNA (guanine) methyltransferase activity. Gene Ontology annotation, cellular component: nucleus; preribosome, large subunit precursor; nucleolus. The record is from RefSeq and is a predicted model, not a curated record. Gene Ontology annotation, biological process: maturation of LSU-rRNA from tricistronic rRNA transcript (SSU-rRNA, 5.8S rRNA, LSU-rRNA); maturation of 5.8S rRNA from tricistronic rRNA transcript (SSU-rRNA, 5.8S rRNA, LSU-rRNA); rRNA methylation. NCBI's taxonomy places the organism in Eukaryota, Metazoa, Chordata, Actinopteri, Siluriformes, Clariidae. The transcript has 21 exons.
UGCACGUGGGGGUAGUCGGACCUAUUUAGAAGUGCUGCAGUUAAAGCUUAGCUUACACACAAUCUAUUAAAAAUGGGGAAAAAGCUAAAAGUCGGAAAGACUCGUAAAGACAAAUUCUAUCAUUUGGCAAAGGAAACAGGCUACAGAUCCCGUUCAUCCUUUAAGCUAAUCCAGCUGAAUCGAAAGUUUCAGUUUCUGCAGAAGGCCCGGGCUCUUUUGGAUCUGUGUGCUGCUCCAGGAGGAUGGUUACAAGUAGCAUCGAAAUUCAUGCCUGUGUCCAGUCUGAUUAUCGGAGUGGACCUGGUGCCCAUCAGACCCAUCCCCAAUGUAGUCACCCUGCAGGAGGACAUCACCACAGAUAAGUGCAGACAGGCUCUCAGGAAAGAGCUGCAGACAUGGAAAGUGGACGUGGUGCUGAAUGAUGGUGCCCCUAAUGUCGGAGCUAACUGGCAGCAUGACGCCUUCUCACAGGCACACUUGACCCUGAUGGCUCUGAAGCUCGCCUGUGAGUUUCUCAACAAAGGAGGAACUUUUAUCACCAAAGUUUUUCGCUCCAAAGACUACCAGCCGCUCAUGUGGAUCUUCCAGCAGUUCUUUAAGAAGGUUCAAGCCACCAAACCUCAGGCAUCCCGUAACGAGUCUGCUGAAAUCUUUGUCGUCUGCCAAGGUUUUCUGGCCCCUGACAAAAUCGAUAACAAAUUUUUUGAUCCUAAGCAUGCCUUUAAAGAGGUUGAGGUCCAAGUAAAGACAGUAAAGGAGCUAACUACAGGGAAGAAGCCUAAAGCAGAAGGCUAUGCUGAUGGAGACCUGACUCAGUAUCACACAUUCUCAGUUACUGCAUUUUUACGAGCUGAAAAUCCAGUGGACUUCCUGAGCAAAGCCAAUGAGAUCACUUUUGAUGAUGCAGUUCUGGAGUCACACACAGCUUCAUCCCCUGAAAUUAAAGAAUGCUGUAAAGAUAUCAAGGUUCUUGGAAGAAAAGAACUGCGUCUUUUGCUCUCAUGGAGAUCCAAGCUAAGAAAGUUUUUAGCCAGAAAGCUAAAAGAAGAAGCAAGGCAGCUGGACCAAGAGAUCAGUCUGAGCACCAGUGAAGAGGAAAGUGAUGGAGAGAAACCCAUGAAGAAGAAGAAGGAGGUGGUGGAGGAUGAGGAUGAGGAGGAGGAGAUGGAGCAGAAGCUGGCUGAGGUGAAGGCAGAAGAGCUUGCGGAGCUGAAACGGAAAAAGAAGAAGCUCCUGAAAGAGCGACGGAAGCAAAGAGAGCGAGUGGAGCUGAAGAUGGACCUGCCUGGAGUUUCCAUCGCUGACGACGGAGACUCGGACAUGUUCUCUCUUAACACCAUUAAAAAAGCCAAGGACCUGAAUGAGCUCACGCUGGGUGAUAUGUCGGGAGCAGAUGCCUUGGCUGAUGAGGCGGGAGAGGAGGAUGUACACGUUUCUGAAUCAGAGAGCGAUCUCGUCUCUCUGGCGUCAGACCUGGAUGAAGAUGACCUGGCGGAGAUAGAAGAAAAACAGAAGCAGCUGAAGAAGCUUCCCAAGAAAAAGGUUUCCUUUACAGUGGAGGAUGAUGAGGAUGAAAACGAAGAGGAGCAAGGGAACAAGCUGCUGGUGGAUUUGGAGGGAAAAGUGGAAAAGCAAGACCGACAGACCAGCAUGUGGUUUAGCAAGGACAUCUUCUCAGAGCUGGACCUCGAAGCGGACGAAGACGCACUGAGGGAACUGAAACAGGCCAAUUUCCUGCACAGCAAACAGGCUUCAGGAAAGGGCACAAAGAGGAAGGCUGAAGAGGAGGCAGAACCUGCGCGGAAAGAGGAGGAGGAAGAGGAAGCCACACCCUCUCAGAAAGAAGAUGAGGCGGCAGGAGAUGAGGAGGACAGCGAUGAUGAGUCUGACAGUGACAGCAGUGAUGAUGAGGAAGAAAUAGCGAAGAUGAAGAACAAGUCUGGGUCUAGUAAAUUGCCUGGAGAUGAUGAAGACUUUCAAGUAGUUCCUGUAGAGAGCACAAGUAAGCGUGCACGGAUCCUGGAUGCUGAAGGUCUGGCUCUUGGUGCUCAGAUCGCCACGUCCAAGAAGAGACGCAGGGACCUGAUAGAUGAUUCCUUCCACAGGUUCUCUAAUUCUCAGGACAGUGGCGAGGUUCCAGUGUGGUUCAUAGACGAUGAAAGAAAGCAUAGGAAGAAACCCAUCCCUGUCACGCGGGACAUGGUGGACGAGUACAAGCAGAAGUGGAAGGAGAUCAAUGCCCGUCCAAUUAAGAGACUGGCAGAGGCCAAAGCUCGCAAGAAGAGAAGGAUGUUGAAGAAGACGGAGCAGGCCAAGAAGAAGGCUGAAGCGGUGGUCAACACAGUGGACAUCUCGGAGAGAGAGAAAAUGGCACAGCUCAGAAGCAUCUACAAGAAGGCUGGUGUGGGUAAGGAGAAGAGGGAAGUGACUUACGUCGUAGCCAAAAAGGGCGCUGGGCGUAAAAUCCGCCGUCCCCCAGGAGUCAAGGGUGUCUUUCGUGUGGUGGACGGACGCAUGAAAAAAGAUAUCCGUAGCAAGCAAACUAAGGAUCACCGAGACAAGGGGAAAGGGGGCAAGAAAGGAGGGAAGGGUGGAAGAGGGGCAAAAACAGGUAAGGGACGUCCAAGCAGGAAGUGAAGAAAUGAAAUUCGAAAACGAGUUUCUCAUCACACUCAGCUGGGACUGCUGUUAAAGAGCUGAGCUGUGCUAACACCAGACUACAUGGACUCGUGGAUAGGACAUUACCACACAAGCAUGGAUGUACUGUGCAUGUGGUCAUGGCAUCACAAAAUAAGCAUUUCGUGCUGAUCUGUGGUUAGUUUUGUGUUCUCUAUAAUAAGUGACUGUUUCCUAAUACAGAACCUUUAAUCUGGCUAAACUGCACAUUUUAGUGUUUUCCUGCUGUGUAUGUAUAACUGUUAUACAGGAACAGUAGGCAACAUGUACAAUUCAUCCAUAUUAUUUAAAUUUAGUAACCCCUUGCCUUUAUAAAAGUGAACAUCCAAAUUUAGACAAGUUUUUGUUUGUUUUUUUAUCGAUUAAUGAUAAAUUAUAGCACAAAUGAUGAUUGCAUGCUAUAUGCAGAGGUGCUAACAUUUUAUAGUGGAACUGUAUCAUUUAUGGUUUCACUGAUGAAGACACCAGACAGCACCGCCUUUUUUUUCUACUUUUUCAGAUAAAGCAGCCACUGUAAAUCAUAAUGUCAGGUUGAAAAGAUGAAAAUAUGAUUUCUACUGAUUUAAGAAUGUCAGUAAUAAUAAAUAAGAUGCUUGUUUUUUUUUUC